Pan troglodytes (chimpanzee) is the source of this 3463-nucleotide messenger RNA. RefSeq lists its product as uncharacterized. Lineage: Eukaryota; Metazoa; Chordata; Mammalia; Primates; Hominidae. The transcript has a single exon. Bases 2592 to 3317 code for a protein of 241 amino acids. The record is from RefSeq and is a predicted model, not a curated record.
AUGCACCCUCUCUAGGAUUCAGGUAUGUUGACCAUGGGAGAAUUUCCUGUUUCACUUCCCUCUUGUAGGGAAAAACUCAGUUUUUCCUUUGCUCUCUCACCACAACAAUAAUCAACACAGAAGACUGCUAUGAUCAAAUGUGUGGAGGUUUUUCCUCACCAAAAAGCAAGCAAGCGGUCCUGCAGCAGACACCAGCUGUGCAUUCUCAUUCCGUCUCUACUCUGUCUACCUGGAGAUAGCCUGAGAUCCUACAGGUUGAGGGUUCAGUCCCCAAGACUGCCCCCACCCUGCCCCAUUUCUGAUGCUAGUUGCAAGCCCCAGGUUAUUUUGCCUGUGCUUCUGACCGACUGGCUCUAAAUCAGGGUUCCCACAACCCCUCCUUGGGUCAAUUAAUUUGCUAGAAUGGCUCACAGAACUCAGGGAAACACUCAUGUUUACUAGUUUAUUACAAAGGAUAUUUUAAAGGCUACCAACAGUCAGAGGAAGACAGACAAAGGGCAAGGUCUGGAAGGGUCUGGAGCAUGGGGGCUUUUGCCCCCAUGGAGUUGAGGUAUAUCCCCUCCCUGCCCGCAAAUGAGCUCUUGUUCACCUUCCUGUUGGUCUCGAUGUGUUUAGCUUCCGGGAAACUUUCUAAGCCCUGUCCUUUUAGGGUUUUUUUUUUUUCCUGGAAGCUUUGUGAUUGAUUAAAUCAUUGGCCAAUAGUGAUCACCUAAGCCAUCAGCCCCUCUCCCCACCUCCAAGGUUGGGCUGGGCUGAAAGUCCCACCCCUCUAAUCCUGCCUUGGGCUCUCCAGUGACCAGCCCCAUCCUGAAGCUACCUGGGCCAUCAGCCAAUCACAAGCAUAAAGAAAGAACUCACUUUGGAGAUUCCACAGAUUUUACUUGUAUGCCAGGAGCGGGGGUUGAAGACCAAAUAUAUAUUUCACAAUAUCACGUCCCUUGUCUGCAAUAACUUUGUCCCAACGAAUCCCGUGUUUGGCAGAAGGUUUAGGCACACCUGAUGGUAUUCAGGGUGUGUGUGAGUGGAGCCGCAGAUCAAAGGCCAUCAGCAAAAGCAAGCAGCACCUCAGAAGGGAGCCCGACCUCUCCCGUGGCUCCCACCCAUGUGGGCUGAGGCUCAGGUUUUUUUAGACUUUAGAGGGAGAGAAUGUAUCCUGUCAUUAAGACUCAUUUAUCCCAGAUCUAUCCUGAUUCCUAUGUACAGCAUGUCAGGUGGUACUAAAUUGUAGCAUGUUAAAAAGUGAGAUAGAGGCUGGGCACGGUGCCUCACGCCUGUAAUCCCAGCACUUUGGGAGGCCGAGGCAGGUGGAUUACUUGAGAUCAGGAGUUCGAGACCAGCCUGGCCAAUAUGGCAAAACUCCAUCUCUACUAAAAAAAUAGCCAGGUGUGGUGGUGGGUGCCUGUAAUCCCAGCUACUCAGGAGGCUGAGGCAAGAGAAUCUCUUGAGCCCUGGGGGGGCAGAGGUUACAGUGACCCGAGAUUGUGCCAUUCCACUUCAGCCUGAGCAACAAGAUCGAGACUCCGUCUCAAAUAAUAAUAAUAAUAAUAAUAACUUAAAAAGUGAGAUAGAAUUCAUUUCUCCACAAUGAAACGUAGACAUGGAUUACUGCUGGUGGACCUCCUGACAGUAGUGCCACGGAUGCAGGAUCAUUUGCAGAAACUUGAGGAUGUCAUUGACAUCAACCACGCAAUUCUCGCUCUGAUGAACUUGCUAUAUGACCCCGACACAUUGCAUGUUAUGUUGUAUUUGCACCAGGCUGCAUGUGAUGUAAGGCUGGUUCUGCUCUGAAGCAUGACUUGGAGCUAACGUUGGAAUAUAUUGUCCAGUGUUCUGAUCACCUGUAACAUUUUUUAACAAGAUUAAUGAAUCCUCCCUUUAAAGACAAGAUGCAGAGUAAAAAGGAACAAAGCUCUUGGGUCCUGCGGAAGUUCUCAUUUGUUCAUUCCCUAAACCAUCAUUGGGUGCUGACUCUGCACCCUGCACUACCUAUGGGGAGGCAGAGAGAGCAGCCCAGGGCUGGUGGGGUGGGCAGAGAUGGUGGUGACAACCGCAGGGUCCGGGGAGCUGUGGUGCUGCAGAGUAAGCCUGGUUAACAGCAAGAAAGGGCCUUCUAGGUGCAAGGGCAGGAAAGGGCCCAGGUCCUCCAGGCUCCAGCCCCAAGGGAGAUGGGGUCCCUGAGGUCUUCCCGGCACUUCCCCUUGGGACCACUGCCCCCAAGUGCUGGUUAUGGUUUGUCCCUGAGCCCCACACCUCUCAUCUCGAAUUGCCCACGGUACAGUUUAUUGAGCACCUGCUCCGUGCCAGGCAUUGGCGCAGGUGCCGGGGAUGUAGUCAGUGAACAGGUCACGCCCUGACCCCUGGAGUUUUGCCCUGUGGAGCAGACAGACAUCAGACAAGCAGAUUUUAAGACAGUAGGUCAUGUUCAGUGCCAAGAGGACAGUAAGCCAGGGACGGGGACCAAUGGGGGCUGGUCCCAGGGCCGCCUUCUGGCACAGCACACACCCCUGCUCGCCUCAGCCUCCUGAGAAGCCCCCUGGCCUGUCAUCACCACCCAGAGUCUUGUCCCCUCCUCCCACCCUUUCCAACCGGCCAUGAUGCCACCUAGGAUGCAGGCCACAGCACCAGGAGCUGGCGCUCAAGUGAUCUGCCAGCCUCCGCCUCCCUUCCUGUGCCAGUGGAGCCUGCGUUCUGUGCCCUGCCCCACCUGUCCCAGCCGUCCUCGUCUCCUUGUCCCUUCCACAUCGUUUCCUCUCCUUCCUUCAAACUCACAUCCCCUCUGCCCACCAUGGGCUGAGCCUCUGGACUCCAUGGUCCCUCUUUUUCCUCCUUCCUCUGUCAUCCACUGUCACUCCAACCCUCCUGUCCUCAUGGAAGACCGCAGCUCCCAAGCCAUCCCUUCUCUCCGCCUUAUUCUUGACACCAUCCUGGCUGGUGUCUGCAGUCACACGGACUACACAGUACUUUGUCCCCAGCUCUCCUCCUGGUGCCCACAGCCUCUGCUUCUGCACCGCCAUCCGGGUCAUGCUGGGCCCCUUCUCCUGCCCGAUCCGCGCACCUCUUCUCUUCUUUUGUGCUCUCUGAUGCGGCUACUCCACCUGACAGGGCCACCUGGGACAUGGGUGGUUCCAUCUCAUUCCAAAUCCAUGUCCCAAGCCUCCAAAGAACUGGGACCCUGUGCAGCAGCCCCUUCUCCCACCACUUUCCUGAGAUCACAAGUCAUCAAAAAAGAAAAACCUAUGCAUAUAGUACCCAUCUUUUCACCUAGAAAUAAAGCUACAUUUAUUAUACGUUUUGGUGCACUUUGCACAAGAAAAUAGAAUGCUUUAUUUUUGGAAGUAAGAAUUACUGAUGAGCAACCAUAAAUAGUUUUUAAAAGUAGACCUUUUAAAUUAUAUCGCAUUUUAUAAAAAUGUUACUAAGUAUAUGAUGAGAAAUUACCAAUAAAUAUCUUUAUCUGUUUCCA